CUCAGCCCACCAUGCGGCUGUGCGGGGCGCUUCUGAAGAGCCCCAUCCCCAAGCAGAUCGAGUACUAUUCCCGCUUUUCCCCGUCGCCGCUCUCGAUCAAGCAGUUCCUGGACUUCGGGCGUGAUAAUGCAUGUGAGAAAACAUCAUAUAUGUUUCUGCGAAAAGAACUUCCUGUACGGCUUGCUAAUACCAUGAGAGAAGUAAAUUUAUUGCCUGACAACUUGCUGAAUAGACCUUCGGUUAAACUAGUCCAGAGCUGGUAUAUGCAGAGCUUUCUUGAGCUUUUAGAAUAUGAAAGUAAAAGCCCUGAAGAUCCACAUGUUCUAGAUAAUUUCUUAGAUGUCUUAAUUAAAGUCAGGAACAGACACAACGAUGUUGUUCCUACCAUGGCCCAAGGAGUGAUUGAAUAUAAGGAAAAAUAUGGCUUUGACCCGUUUGUGAGCAGUAACAUCCAAUAUUUUCUAGAUAGGUUCUACACCAACCGCAUCUCGUUCCGCAUGCUUAUUAACCAGCACACCCUGCUUUUUGGUGGAGUUACUAAUCCUGCUCAUCCCAAACAUAUUGGGAGUAUUGAUCCUACUUGUAAUGUGGCUGAUGUGGUUGAAGAUGCUUUUGCAACUGCUAAAAUGUUGUGUGAGCAGUAUUACUUGGUAUCACCGGAACUGGAAAUUGAAGAAUUCAAUGCGAAAGCACCAGGCAAGCCUAUUCAAGUAGUCUAUGUACCGUCACAUCUGUUCCACAUGCUUUUUGAGUUGUUCAAGAACUCAAUGAGAGCUACAGUGGAAUUAUAUGAAGGUAAAAGUGAAGGCUAUCCACCGGUUAAAACAUUAGUCACUUUAGGUAAAGAAGACCUCUCAAUAAAGAUAAGCGAUAAAGGAGGUGGUGUGCCUCUGAGAAAAAUAGACCGCCUAUUUAACUACAUGUAUUCAACUGCCCCCAGGCCUAGUUUGGAGCCAUCAAAAGCAGUACCUUUGGCAGGAUAUGGGUAUGGUCUGCCAAUCUCUCGUCUUUAUGCCAGAUAUUUUCAAGGUGAUCUCAAACUGUACUCAAUGGAAGGUGUGGGGACUGAUGCUGUAAUUUAUUUGAAGGCUCUUUCCAGUGAAUCAUUUGAAAGAUUGCCAGUUUUUAAUAAGUCAGCCUGGCGACAUUACAAGACCACACCAGAAGCUGACGACUGGAGCAACCCCAGCAGUGAACCCCGGGAUGCUUCCAAAUAUAAGGCUAACCGAUAACUUGCC
Messenger RNA from Euleptes europaea (tarantolino), 1238 nucleotides. It is a transcript of the gene PDK3, whose product is annotated as pyruvate dehydrogenase kinase 3. Gene Ontology annotation, cellular component: mitochondrion. Gene Ontology annotation, biological process: regulation of glucose metabolic process; protein phosphorylation. NCBI's taxonomy places the organism in Eukaryota, Metazoa, Chordata, Lepidosauria, Squamata, Sphaerodactylidae. The coding region runs from base 12 to 1232 and encodes 406 amino acids. The transcript is spliced from 11 exons. Gene Ontology annotation, molecular function: pyruvate dehydrogenase (acetyl-transferring) kinase activity. The record is from RefSeq and is a predicted model, not a curated record.